This is a messenger RNA of Maniola jurtina (meadow brown), 2419 nucleotides long. It is a transcript of the gene ND-75, whose product is annotated as NADH-ubiquinone oxidoreductase 75 kDa subunit, mitochondrial. The record is from RefSeq and is a predicted model, not a curated record. Lineage: Eukaryota; Metazoa; Arthropoda; Insecta; Lepidoptera; Nymphalidae. The transcript is spliced from 14 exons. The coding region runs from base 115 to 2307 and encodes 730 amino acids. Gene Ontology annotation, molecular function: iron-sulfur cluster binding; NADH dehydrogenase (ubiquinone) activity. Gene Ontology annotation, cellular component: membrane. Gene Ontology annotation, biological process: ATP synthesis coupled electron transport.
CGUUUUAAUUAAAAGUGCGUCGUAUAUUCUAAAUUAAUGGUUUCCGAUUAGUUUCCUUGCUACCUUAUUAUUAGUUUUUAAAAUCGGUUUCUUUAUAAUACAUUUAUUUAGAGAAUGCUGCGCCAGCCGCUGUCCAGGGCGCUUGCGCUGUCACCGAGCCGCCGGGCGCCUCUGACGGCUCGCAAGUUCGCCGACCAGGUCCAGGCACAGCCUGAUAAUGUGGAAGUGUUUAUUGAUGAUCAGCCUGUAUCAGUGCCACCUGGUACCACUGUUCUGCAGGCAGCUGCCCAAGUUGGAGUUGAGAUACCCCGCUUCUGUUACCAUGAAAGAUUAGCAGUAGCCGGCAAUUGUCGCAUGUGCUUAGUUGAAGUUGAGAAGUCACCCAAGCCUGUUGCAGCCUGCGCCAUGCCUGUUAUGAAGGGAAUGAGGGUGAAAACCAACUCUGAUCUCACCCGCAAAGCUAGAGAAGGUGUUAUGGAGUUCCUUUUGGUCAAUCAUCCCUUGGACUGCCCUAUCUGUGACCAGGGAGGGGAGUGUGACCUGCAAGAUCAAUCUAUGGCUUUCGGUUCUGAUAAAAGUCGAUUCACUGAUAUUCAUUUCUCUGGAAAACGGGCUGUAGAAGACAAGGAUGUGGGUCCAUUGAUAAAGACGAUUAUGACGCGAUGCAUCCACUGCACUCGAUGUAUUCGUUUCGCGUCAGAGGUGGCCGGUGUUGACGACUUUGGUACCACUGGAAGGGGCACUGAAAUGCAGGUGGGAACUUACGUAGAGAAAAUGUUCCUGUCAGAGUUAUCUGGCAACAUUAUUGAUCUAUGCCCUGUCGGCGCCCUAACAUCCAAACCAUACAGUUUCGCCGCUCGACCAUGGGAGACUAGAAGGAUUGAUUCAGUUGAUGUCCUUGACCCCUUGGGAAGUAACAUUGUCGUUGCAACACGUACCAAUGAAGUGUUGCGUAUCUUGCCUAGGACUAAUGAAGAGAUCAACGAAGAAUGGUUGUCGGACAAGUCUCGCUUCGCCUGCGACGGCUUGAAGCGGCAGCGGCUGGUGACGCCGAUGAUCGCCGACAGUCGCGGCAACCUCACGCCCGUCGAGUGGGAGGAGGCCAUCGUGGCUGCCGGGAGGGCCUUGCGCGACUGCCCACCGAAUAAGUUAUUAGCAGUAGCGGGCGAGUUAGCAGACGCGGAAGCUUUGGUAGCGCUCAAAGACCUUCUGAACAGGCUCGGUUCAGAGAACGCUUGCACGGAACAGUACUUCCCGCAAGAGGGCGCCGGCACCGACCUGCGCUCGUCCUACGUGUUGAAUACGAAGAUUGCCAACGUGGAAGAUGCAGACUUCGUACUGCUGAUCGGCACGAACGUGCGUUUCGAGGCGCCGCUGCUGAACGCGCGCAUCCGCAAGGCCUUCAUACACAAGGAGACCGACAUCGCGUCCAUCGGGCCCAAAGUUGACCUCACCUACGAAUAUAUCCAUGUCGGUGACUCAGCGUCCAUAGUCAAGGACUUCGCCACCGGUUCAUCCUCACACGAAGCUCUGAAAAGGUUGGAGAGCGCCAAACGCCCCGUAGUAAUCAUCGGAGCCGAUCAACUGAAGACGCCAGAAGGACCCGCUCUACUGGCCUACACGCAGGAACUGGCCUUGCGUCUGCAGGACAAACUCGCUGACAAGGAGUGGAGGGUACUGAACGUCCUUCAACGCACCGCGUCUCAAGUGGCCGCCUUAGACAUCGGGUACAAGCCGGGCGUGGGCAAAUUCCUGCAGGAAGGACCCAAAGUGGUGUUUCUGCUGGGAGCCGACGCGGGAGUCGUGACGAGGGAGUCGCUGCCUAAAGACUGCGUGGUUAUUUACCAAGGGCAUCAUGGCGACGCGGGAGCUUCGAUCGCAGACAUCGUAUUGCCCGGAGCGGCGUACACGGAGAAGCGAGCCACGUACGUUAACGCGGAAGGCAGAGCGCAGCAGACUUUGCCCGCCGUCACCCCACCCGGCAAGGCCAGGGAAGACUGGAAGAUUAUCAGAGCUCUUUCGGAAGUAUGCGGCGAGCGUCUGCCCUACGACACGUUGGACGACGUGCGCGACCGCCUCAGCGAAGUGAGCCCCACACUGGUCAGCUACGGAGAGGUGCAGAACAACAACUACUUCGCGCAAGCCAGGGCGCUCGCUCAGAGCCUCCAAAAGCCAGUGUCGGGUAAACUGGACGUACAACUGAAGCACCUAGAGGACUUCUUCAUGACGGACGCAAUCAGCCGCGCCUCACCCACCAUGGCCAAGUGCGUCCAAGCCGUCAUGAAGCAGAAACAGUCGCCCUACUAGAACAACUAUACAUCUAGCAAACAAUACGCGAAUACAAAUCACUCAUUGAAAACAAAACUGACCCUAUUCAAAAUUCUCAUUUUUUCAUGGACAUUUUAAGAUUUGUGAUAGA